AGGUUCUAGGAGAGACCGUCAGGAACCAGGGCUAGCAUCAUGGCAAUCGACCUCUACGUUUCGACGAGCAGCCCUGUGUGUGCCUACGUCCUUAUCUUGGCCAAGCGGCUCGGUCUCGAACUUAAUGUUCACACUAUCAGCAUUCGAAAUAAGGAUAAUCUCAAGGCAGAUUUCGUCCAGAUGAAUCCGCAGAAAACGGUGCCUCUUCUCAAUGACAACGGAGUAAUCUUGGCCGAAAGCCGAGCUAUAGGCAUGUACCUGGUGAAUAAAUAUGCACCGGGCAGCUCGCUCUACCCUCAAGACGCCGAGAAAAGAGCCAUUGUGGAUCGCCUAAUAUUUUUCGAAUUUGCGAGUGUGUAUGCCUCCGGUGAGAAGAUGUUUAAGGCCUACACUAAACUUCGCUACCCAUCUAAGGAAGAAAAGGAUGAUGCGUUGGAAGGAAUGAGAACGGUGGUUGAGAUGCUGAGAGGAAAGAGAUUUCUUGCCGGAGAUUCGCUCACCUUGGCGGACCUUGGGUUGUGCACAAGUCUGGAAAUGUUUUUCAGGCAAGACAUUUCAUCCGGCUUCAAGGACUUGGAACAACUCCGAGAAUAUUACGAGCGAGUAAACGCUGGAAUGCCCGAAAUACAGGAUAUUCUUUCGAAAACGAUGGAUGAACUCUGCGAUGUGAUAUGUCGGUGCAAGCGUAUAAUUGAGAUUGCCUCUUCAAAACCUGAACAGCCCCAAAGUGAGGUUGCUAAUAAUGACAAACAAAGGUAUCACAACGUAAAAUGAUUCCGCCCAGAUAAUUUUCCGAGCGGAACAAGGCUCAUAAUUUCUCAAUAUUUACGGAUAUUUAGAAAGGCGAGUUUUUCUUUGUAUAUGCUUAAGACCGUAGUUGCUGAAGAUAUGUCUCUAAUUGCUGAAGAUAUGUCUAAUUUCGCUUUAUCAAGCUUUGCUUGAUGAAGCGAAAUGAUCAGGAGUUCGUGGUUUCCUGAGAAUUGUCAGAAGUAAAAUGAAUAAACAAAUAAAAUAAAAAUAAAAAGUUUCAGAAUAA
Molecule: messenger RNA, 1036 nt
Organism: Ixodes scapularis (black-legged tick)
Lineage: Eukaryota; Metazoa; Arthropoda; Arachnida; Ixodida; Ixodidae
Product: glutathione S-transferase 1-1
Exons: 5
Coding region: 40-774 (244 amino acids)
Biological process (GO): glutathione metabolic process
Molecular function (GO): glutathione transferase activity
Source: RefSeq, a predicted model, not a curated record